Messenger RNA from Cavia porcellus (domestic guinea pig), 3242 nucleotides. RefSeq names its product butyrophilin like 2 (gene Btnl2). The transcript has 9 exons. The record is from RefSeq and is a predicted model, not a curated record. Gene Ontology annotation, cellular component: external side of plasma membrane. Gene Ontology annotation, biological process: T cell receptor signaling pathway; regulation of cytokine production. NCBI's taxonomy places the organism in Eukaryota, Metazoa, Chordata, Mammalia, Rodentia, Caviidae. The coding region runs from base 606 to 2249 and encodes 547 amino acids. Gene Ontology annotation, molecular function: signaling receptor binding.
UAUUGGAUCUUCAAUCUUGCUACCAGCUCGGCAGCCCCGUGGGCACCAAUUUCUGGAGGAAUCCUGACCCUCGGCGUGGAAUGUUUGACAUGAAGCAGGUGGAAAUCAGCAUGAAGACACAGCCUGAGGCACCACCAGGGUGCAUAGGAGGUCUGCAUGAGGGUCUUACUGGCACAGGCAGGGUAUGGAGCAGGGACCUGGCAUGCACUGUAGCUCUCCAGGGAGAGUGAGGGUGCCAAUGACACAGUAGUAUCUGCAGGUCUAAGCAACUCCCAAGGACAGAACCCAGUCAAAGUUCAUUUGUCCUCUACGCUUCACUUUUGAGAGUCCUGUAGCUGUCAGGAGGUGCGUGCGCUGCCUACCUGGUUGGAGUCUCCUGAGAGAGCCCGGGGAUCUGCUCUGCCUCCAGCCCCCUUCACCGGGUGCUCCAGGAAACCAAGGCCACCUCCGCCCUUGCUGCUGUUUGUCUAGGCAAGCCCAUGUCAGGACUUUGAUCUCCUUUGGAACACCUGCCGCGUGGAUGAGGGAGAUUCCUGAGACCAAGUGAGGAGAAGGCCCAGCACCCCCUCGGGAAAGGCACAUGAGUAAACUGAGUGAUUGGGAGGAUGGUGGAAUUUCCAGGGUACAGUCUCUCUGGCAUGAUUGCCUCCUGCUUCUUGAUCCUGCUGACUGUGAAGCAACAAGAUGACUUCAGAGUGCUCGGCCCUGAGGGUCCUAUCCUGGCCAGGGUUGGAGAGGAUGCCCUGCUGACCUGCCGGCUCCUCCCCAAGAGGAGCGCUGCACACAUGGAGGUGCUGUGGUACCGUUCAGAGCCCCGUGCGGCUGUGACUGCACCCCAGGGUGGGACUGACAUGGUCGAGGUGCAGGUACAGGAGUGCAGAGGACGGUUAGAGAUGCUAGAGGACGGCGUCGCAGAAGGCAGCGUGACUCUCAAGAUACGCAGCGUCCAGCCGUCUGACAGUGGGCAGUACUGGUGCCGUUUCCAGGACCGGGACUACUUCGGAGAGACAAGCUUGCUGCUCCAAGUAGCAGGUCUGGGUUCUGCCCCUCAGAUCCAUAUCACGGGGAACCAGUCAGGUGGAGUGGAGCUCCUGUGUACUGCAGAAGGCUGGUUCCCAGAGCCCCAUGUCCGCUGGGAGGACAGAUGGGGAGAGAGGCUGCUGGAGGUCUCAGAGCACCACGUCCUAGGUGAAGAUGGCCUGUUCCGCGUGGAAGACAUGCUCGUGGUUGGAAAUGUCUCUGUAGUGACCGAGACCGUGUCCUGCUUCAUCCACAACCCUGUCCUCGAGGACGGGAAGGGGGCAGUCCUCAACCUCCCAGAGAAGCUGCAGACUGAGAUGGCUUCCUUACAAGUGAUUGGACCUUCUCAGCCCAUCCCUGUCCGAGUGGGAGAAGACAUACAAUUAACCUGUUAUCUGUCCCCCAAGACUAAUGCCCAGGGCAUGGAGGUGAGGUGGGUCCGAUCCCUUUGGUACCCUGCAGUUUAUGUGCAUGUGAAUGGGGACCUCAUGGCUGGAGAACAGAUGUCAGAAUACAGAGGGAGAACUUCACUGGUGAGUGAUGCCAUCCAGGAAGGGAAGCUGACCUUGCAGAUCCACAAUGCCAGAGCUUCAGAUGAUGGGUGGUACCGGUGCCUGUUUGAAAGUGAUGGUGUCUACCAAGAGGCCAGCAUGGAGCUGAAGGUGAUAGCCGUGGGUUCUACCCCAUUUGUCACCGUGGAGAGGCAUAAGGCUGGAGAGAAACAACUGACGUGCACUUCUGACGGCUGGUUCCCACAGCCCCACGUGCAGUGGAAGGACACAGAAGGAAGAAUAGUGCCAUCGGAUCCUGCAGUCCUACAUCAGGGCCAAAAUGGCCUGUUUGACGUGGAGUCACACCUGUUAGUCACAAACAGCUCCGUGAUGAACGUGGCUUGUUCCAUCAGCAACCUCCCGCUGGGUGAGGAGAAGACAGUGGCUGUUUCCCUCUCAGAGUCCAAGAAGAAUUUUUCAUGGAAGAUGCUGCCUGUUUUGGGAUUGCUUCUGAUGGUGACCAUAGGCUUGAUCUGGAUGAAGAGCUGUAAAAAAGUGAGUAUGACCCAGGAUGUAAAGAAAACUCAUGUGAAAUCCACUCUUCCUGGGGAACAUGAGACCAUUGCAACCUGUGAACAUUCAUAUAGCCAGAUGUCCCAUAGGACGCUGAAAGCUUCCUCUACACCCCGGGUCAGGUGGGGCUCACGUCAGCAAAGGGGAACUGAGAUUUGGGGGUGAGGAUGAGACAGUGUGGGCCCUGGGCAUCAGUGACAAUAUUUUGAGGAAAAACUAACUUACAUGUUACUGUAAAAUGCGUUUUGGGCAAUGAGUUGCUGUGGACAUUAGCAUUGAGCCAUCAGUUCUUCAGACCUCUUCCUAAGGUGACCCCUGGUCUGCUGGCCUCCCUCCUUUAUACUUCUGGACAAUUCUCGCUCGUAACACAACCAAAACUUUCUUCAGUGAUUGCUCCUCUGUAUUUAUCACUCACCUAGAUCACUCUUUCAGAGAAGGCCUAUUCAUCAUCACCAUGGAAAUGGCAACCUUGAGUCUGGAAAACAGGAUCAUAUUAGGAGCCCCAGAUCUUUUCUCCUUCCACCAACAGCUCAACAGGAUCCAAGUCACGGGGGCUUUAACUUCACCCAGGAUUGAUAUCUGACCUGGAGACUGAUCUCUUCAUAGACUGGUCCUAGGCCAGUUUCCAUUCCAUUGUUUCUACCCAUCACAGUCUGAUGUCUGAUGACUGAAUGCUUAGAAAAAUCUAAUGGGAAAAGCAAUUUAGCAUAAAGGAGCAAAAAAAAAAAAUAAAACAGAGCAAGUAUUUGAUGAUUUUCUUUAAGAUGGUAACAAUUAUAUUGUCCAUGUAAGUGCAGUUUAGAGAACAAAAAACACAGUUUAAAAAACAAUAAGGGUUAAUACAGCUACAUAUGAAUAUAGAAAUCUGUUCAACAAAAAUAAUCGUGAAAUUUGUAAGAUGUGUCUUAAAAUUUCUGAUGUUAAUAGAAGUGAUGGGGAGGAUUUUUCUGUAUGUCUUGCCAGAGAGUAUAAAGCUUUAGAAACUGAAGCAGAAUGAUACUGUAAAAAAAUGAGCAGGUGAAGGAUUGUAACCACAAAGAUAGUUUAGAAUUUGUAAGCAGUUUAUGGAGAAUAAUACAAAUGUAAAUUGGUGGAUAUUUUCUGCAAUUGGGUAUUCACUGAUUGUGUAGCGAUAAAUGAAUACAAGUUCGAAAAAUA